Helianthus annuus (common sunflower) is the source of this 2639-nucleotide messenger RNA. Its product is annotated as protein NPGR1. Lineage: Eukaryota; Viridiplantae; Streptophyta; Magnoliopsida; Asterales; Asteraceae. The record is from RefSeq and is a predicted model, not a curated record. The coding region runs from base 379 to 2514 and encodes 711 amino acids. The transcript is spliced from 6 exons. Gene Ontology annotation, molecular function: protein binding.
AGGAAUCCAAUUUGUUUUUGAAGCAAGAACCUGACUGCCUAAAAUCGACCAUUGAGGGAGGCCCUGCCCUGCCCACUUUCUCCCCCUUACCAACCAACCACAUGUUACUAUCAAUCAUAGAUCUCAUUCACUUCCAUUUCAUCUUCUUCAUUCACGCUCAACAAUACUACUAGCAUUUGCUCUCAAUUUCUAAAACACUAACACCAACCUUCUUCUUCUUCUUCUUCUUCAACUGCCUUUUAACAACACUCCAGAAGUACAAACUCACGUUUCAAAUGCUGGUCUUGUUGGUUGGUGGUAAUUCAUGAGAGAAUUGGCAUAUUAACAAGUACAAACUAAAUAAUUACAGACUUUUGAUCAAACAAAGAAAGAAGAAAUAUGCUGUGUGCUUGUUCCGGUGAGCAAUUUAAGGUAGAAGAGCCGAUUUCUCGGUCACCGGAGUCGUUGGCUACACGGGAUUUCUCAGCUAGUGGGCUUUCUUCUCGAACCGGAACUGGCGAUUGGGACUCAAAGUUUGAAGAUGCUCAAGUUGAUGAAGCUGAAUCCACUCUAAAAGAAGCCCUUUCUUUGAACUAUGAGGAAGCCAGAGCUUUGUUGGGUAGACUUGAGUACCAGAAGGGCAAUUUCGAUGCUGCUCUUCAAGUUUUUUACGGAAUCGACAUCAAAAGUUUGUCGCCCAGGAUGAUUAAAGCUAUUAGUGACAGAACCCUACAACAUAAUGUAAAAUCUAAAAGGGAAAUUACUAUGGUAGGUUUGAUGUCCCUGCAUUCGGUGAGCUUGCUUCUCGAAGCAAUCUUACUUAAAGCAAAAUCACUUCAGGAGAUGAGCAAGUUUAAAGAAGCUGCAAAGGAGUGCAAGAUGAUUUUGGAUAUAGUUGAAUCCGCCUUACCUAACGGAAUGCCCGAUUCGAUGACCGAAGACUGCAAAUUGCAGGAAAUGUUUCACAAAGCGUUAGAAUUGCUUCCGGUGUUGUGGAUAGAAGCUGGGGAUUUAAAAGAAGCUAUUGCAGCGUAUAGAAGGGCUCUAGUUAAACCAUGGAAUCUAGACCCGCAAAGGUUAUCCGCCUUACAAAAGGACUUGGCUGCUAUAUUACUUUAUGGAGGCGUUGAAACAACCGUUCCUCAAGCCAAAACAUGGGAUGCGUGUUAUCCCACAACCAACACCGAAGAAGCACUUCUGUUGCUGUUCAUACUCAUGAAAAAGUUAUCAUGUGGAGAAAUCAGAUGGGAUCCCGAAAUUAUAAGCCAUUUGAGUUUUGCGUUGUCAACGUGUGAUCAAUUCGAGUGUUUGGCUGUUCAUGUGGAGCAACUUCUUCCUAGAGCGUAUAAACGAAUCGAAAGAUGGUUUUUUCUCGCUCUUUGUUACAGUGCUGCUGGUCAAACCGAAUCUGCGUUGAACAUUUUAAAGAAAAUUUCAGGUUCUUCUGAAUCAGAACACGAACCGCAUAUCGCUUCGCUUCUUUUGGGAGCUAAAUUGUGUUCGCAAGAUCCUAAUCAUGCACAUGAAGGAAUAAAUUUUGCUCGAAAAGUUAUCGAAUCAAGUGAUCCAAAAAACGAGCAUUUCAAAAGCAUCACCCACAAGUUUCUUGGAGUUAAUUACGGAAAUGCAGCUAGGGUUUCUUUAUCGGAUUCCGGUAGAGUGUUUUACCAUGAAGAAUCUAUCAACUCUCUCAAUGCAGCUGCUUCGGUCGGUGUUAACGAUGAUCCUGAAGUUGUAUUUUAUCUUGGACUAGAAAACGCCAUACAACGAAAUUUGGAUGUAGCAUUUAGUAAGAUGAUUUUAUAUUCUGAUAUGGUUGCGGGGAGCUCAUCAAAGGGUUUUACGUUACUAGCCUUGAUCUUAUCCGCUGAGCAAAGAUUCAAAGAUGCCGAAACGAUAGUUGACAUUGCGUGGGAUGAAACAGGAAGAGUUGACCAACUGGAACUUCUUAGGCUAAAAGCAGUGCUUCAAAUUGCUCAACAACAGCCCAAACAAGCGAUUGAAACGUACAAGAUUUUACUAGCCCUAAUUCAAGCACGUGGUGGUGAACUUCGAAGCAAGAACAUGGGUUCUGAGGCAAUGGAGCGAAAACUGGAAAUUGAAGCUUGGUUAGAUCUGGCCAAUAUAUACACCAAGCUUGAAUCUACCUCUGAUGCAGAAAUCUGUGUUAAUAAAGCCAGAUCAAAGGAAUUCUAUCACCCUGGAGCUUGGCAUUCUACUGGUUUGUUAUUUGAAGCUCAAUCUUUACACAAUGAAGCACUUAUCGCCUUUUCAGUUGCGUUGUCUAUAGAACCAGAUCAUGUCCCGAGUAUUAUUUCAACAGCAGAAACAUUAAUGGAAAUGGGUGGCAGCGAAACGCUUCCAAUUGCAAGAAGCUUCUUAAUGAACUCGUUGCGGUUAGAGCCUACAAACCAUGAUGCAUGGUUUAACCUGGCUUUGAUCUGCAAAAAGGAAGGUCUAGAGCAGCAAGCUGCAGAUUUUUUCCAAGCUGCGCAUGAGCUUGAGUCAUCGGCUCCGGUUCAGAGCUUUGCGUAGCGAUAUCUUGCUAGUUGAAUUUUGUGAAUACUCGAAAAUAUGUACAUUCGUUUAUGGCUUAUGAGUUGACAAGUGUCAUUAGAAUUCAGCGCAAGAUAACCAACGUCGAGUCAGUUUUUGGUGCC